This is a messenger RNA of Arvicanthis niloticus (Nile rat), 4335 nucleotides long. NCBI's taxonomy places the organism in Eukaryota, Metazoa, Chordata, Mammalia, Rodentia, Muridae. The record is from RefSeq and is a predicted model, not a curated record.
AUGGAGCCAACAGCCCAGGGACAGACUGAGAAAAGUUUCAGCUACGUCAUCAGAGCUCCCAACAUUGAUGGCUCUGAUGGGAUAAAUGUGGAUGUGAAGAUUGACACCUGCUGGGUGUUCCGAGAUGUGGAGGAGAGUGACAAGGAGCAGGGAUGCCUUCCAGAAACAGCCAGCAGCCUGGACCUGGACACAGGGCUGCUCAGGGAGCAGCUAGAAUCCUCAGAGCAGAAGCUGUUGGCAGCUGUGGACAAGCAUGUGAUAUCAGAGUCAGGGCUGAGGAACAGGGUCCAGGAGCUGGAGCUGUCAGAGAGGAGGCUUCUCUUGAAGGUGGAGCAGCUGAGUGCCUGUGUGGCUCAGGAAAGAAGCACCACACUCCAUGUCCAGGAGCAGCUGCAGGCACUGAAGGGGACACUUUUCAGCCAGGUGCGGGAGGCAGAGAGUGCGGUCAGAAGGCAGCGGCGGUUGCAGGAGCGGCUGCGGCGUAAGGACGAGGCGCUGGCACGGCAGGCGGCGGCCCUGAAGCGUUGCGGGCGGGUGCAGCGGCAGCAGCUGGGCCUGGUGCGGGAGCAAGAGCGUGUUCUGCGGGUGCAGGUGCAGCGGCUGGAGCGCGACGUGCGGCGCCUGGGACGCGCUGCGAGCCUCCUGCUGGCUCAGUUGCAUGCCGCGGACUCGUCGCCUGGUACGGGAAGCGCCCGACCGCAGCUUCCGACCAGUCCCCUGGGUGACCCGGAGGUCGUAGAGCUGAGCGCGCUGCGAGCCAGGGCGGAGCUAUCAGAGCGAGAGCGGGCGAAAGCGGUGCGCAGGCUGCGUGAGCACAGCGCCACCGAGCGGCAGCUGCGGGAGCAGCUGGAGGAACUGCGCUGCUGCGUGUAUGGGAUGACGUUGUCAGAGAUAGGCCUGCACAGCCAAGUGGAGGAACUCGCCCACCAAAACCGGCGCCUGCGGGCCCAGCUGGGGCACGGUAGCCCGGGUGCCUUGGGCUACGCACAGAGUGAUUCUCUGCCUCCUCUAAGGGCAGAGGUGCUGGAUUCCUGCAGCAGCCACGGCUGCCACAGUGAUGUGCUUGGACUUCAGGGCCUGGCAGGUCAGCUCUCAGAAGAGCCCCCUAGUUGCGUUAGAGAUGGACCAGAGCCCCACAUGAUGGUGUCAGCAAGGAUCAGAGACAAGCUUCAGAGAGAUCUGCCAGGGUCUGAGCAUAGACAGGAUGCUCUUGUCCAGUCCCACCUAGAUCCACAGGUUCUUCGGCUGCUGUGUAGCUGUCUCCCAGGGUCAGGCAUGGAUGAGCCACUCUGCUCCUUGGACUUGGCAGGAGUUUCAGAGAAUCUCCAAACGGUUGGAGCCCAAGAACCCCUACUGCUGUUCCCCACGUCCAUGCUGCAGCUCUGGGGACCUGCUGGAGGCCCAGAGCUCUUACUGCCACCUCUGCUCCAGGAGUGUCCUCUACAAGAACUUCAGACCCAAGAAGAGCUGAACAGCACACCCUCGCCUGCACCUGGAGCUUUGGCACACCCUGGCUGCCAUUGUAAUCUGGCAAGGAGCCAUGACACCUCCCUCAGCCAGGAGUCCCCACUCAUUUCCAAUGACCCAUUUCUCACAAAAGGGCUCAAGGAACCAAGAGACACAUGGAAAGAGGGAAGUGGGCCUCCAGUUGGAAGUGCAGAGGAGUGGGGGGUGAUGGGAACCUUGAGUGGGAUAAAGUCAGGGCUUGAUGACAGAUGCCUGCUGCUCCUGCAAGGUGGUGAGAAGCUGUCCUUGGACACUGAGGUCCAUGCCCCAGCAAGCAUGCAGGAAGGGGGCAGGGCUGCAGAUACCCAGGCUGUGGGCCCCUUUCCUUGGCUUCGUUCAGAAUGUCUAAUACUCCCUCUGAGUGGGACAGCCUCUAGGUCACAGGACUGUCCUGAUUCCCUGAGCAAGAGAGAGAGUAUGGAAGGACAUGGCUGGGAACACUUGGUAAAUCUGUCUCCAGAGAAGGAGGAAAAGGCCACCAGCGUCAGGGCUCACGGAUCCCGAGAGCCAAGGACAAAUCGUAGUCAGCUCCCAGCAGGAAAGGGCAAAGAUGUCUGGAGGAGUGCACAGGGCAAACGGGGCCACCAGCUGUGCUUUGGAGUCACUGAGCUCCUACAGAAGGAGAGAUCUGGGGAUGAAAAACAAGAAGAGAUGCAGAUCGGAGUGGCAUCAGACCUGCCUUCUCUGAGCCCUGAGCAGCCUGAGUUCAAAGCCCAUGUGGGUCAGGAAGAGUGCGUACUAAUAGAUGAUCAGGAUUUGCUACAGUUUUCCAGACUGGCCUCAGCAGGUGCCAGCAGUGAAGGUCCUUGCUCACCACAGGCUCUGAUCACAGGACAGGACAGGUAUGCCCUCCAGACAGACACACUGGAGAAGGAGGUGGAGUCAUGCUUCCAACAGCUGACAAACCCGAAGUCUGUGUGUGGAGAUCCCCAGCAGAUGUCAGCAUUGAUGAGAGGGAGCCACGGUGCCAUUCAGAGGUGGUGGGACAUUGAGGAGGGUGUGUGUUUUCAGCAGGCAUUAGCCAGCCAGGAUCUGAAUGCAAAACCCAACAGGAACGAUGAGGAAGUGGGGCUGGACAAGGAUGUGGUCCUAUGCAAUGGAGAAGUUCUUCCAGGAGGAGCACUCAAUGGGGAUAAAGCCAACAGGGGACCUGCAGAACUGGGUGGGAGCCAGCUCCCUACAACAUGGUGUACCCUAAAUAAGUCCGGAAGCCGGUUCCAUCAGCUCCUUGCUAACAUGAAGAAAGAGAGAAGUCAGGUUUUACUUGAUAAUGCCAGGCUUCAGGGAGACCAAGAAGGAUGUCACAAUGAAGGAUGCCCUUGUGAAAAGGGGCACGGAAGAGAAGAGGCCGAGACACUGAGGCUGGAGCAGGCAAACCAAGCUCUGCAGGGAGAGCUGGCCCGCCUCAGGCACGAGCUGGACCAGUGCCUGCAGGCUGUGUCCGAUCUAGAGGAAUGCAAUAGGAAGAAUUACUGCAAGAUUUCUGAGCUGGAAGAGGAGAACGAGAAACUGAAGGGGGACCUGGGUCAGCUGCAUAAGGCCGUGUCUGAAAGUGUCAGGAAAGCCGGGAGCAGGAUCAAACACGUCGCUCUGGAAAACACAGAGCUCAGGGAUCUGAUCUCAGAGCUCGGGUUCAGUUAUAAAGGACUGAUUAAAGACACAGUACUAGGGAUAGAAGACAUGGUCUGGGCUCUGCAGGGGGAAAACAAGCACCUUGUAGGCAGGGUCCAAGGCCUGGAGAGGGAGAUCCUGCAGAUGAGCAGGGAUCCAGGGGAAGAAAAGUGGUACUCCCAGGGCAACUCCAACAUGGCGGGAGACAAGGGACACACUGAAGACAAAGAGGUCCAGGUGACUAUGUUUUCAAGACAACUGAGCACAGGAGCCUGUGGGCCAUCCUGGGCUAAGAUAUCAGAUGCGAUUGAAGGACCAUCCUUAGAAUUAGAAGAUUCCAGAUGCAAGGCUGAUGCUAGUAUGACCUUAUCAGUCUGUGCAGUCACCACAGGGCAUCAGGAAGCACACACCAAUGGGGCAGGGGGAGACAGAGCUUGGCUGCAGAAAGAACAGAAGACACCAUGGUGUUCUGUGCAACAAGGAGAGCCUCAGAGGUCCCAGGGCUACAGCCCCCAGCUCCAAAACUCCAAGGCUGCUGCCUCUGAGGAAGACACCAAACUAUGCAUACAGCGACUCCAUCACCAGGUGCGGACCCUACAGUGCCAGCUCAGGGACCAGGGCUGUGUACUGAGGGAGCUGCAGGCAGCUCGGGAUGAAGCAGUGGGCCUCCAGGAUAAGUUCAAAAGCAAGCUUGAGGAGCUUUGGGAACAGCAGCGUGACGUGCGCCUGGCUUCCAGUCCCCUGAAGGCCAAGCUGGCUUCCCUGGUCCACAAGUGCCAGGAGAGGAACCGCCUGAUUGAGUACCUGCUGCAGGAGCUGCCAAGACAUGAGCCCAAGAACCACCUGCUCUCCGAGCUGGCUCAGAACAUGCUUGAGGAUGUAGCACUGGCUGAGUAUAGUGCCACCUUUCUGACCCCAGGAGCACCAGAGACACUCUGUCACCUGGAUGUGAGCGCCAAGGAGACCUCAGCCAGUGGAGGAGCUCAGGAGUAUCUGUUUAAUUCUGAAACAGACAGUGUCCUUCAAAACCUGUGGGGUAUGGAGUCCCUGUCCCUUCCAGGGGCCAAGUGGUCAUUGCAGACUGCUCCACCAGGUUCCCCAAAGAUCUCAGACCUUACCAAUGGCUUUUCCUGGGAAAUGGAGGACAUGCUUGCUCCAUUGAGGAACAGUGCAAAGUGCUGCCUGAGAAGCCCCAAGCCUUGCUUGAGCCUUGAGUAA